AUGUGGGACCGGCUGCGGGGCAGUCGGGCGGCGGGCGGCGGCCGGAGCGCGGCCGCGAUGGCGCAACGCGACGAGAAGGUGCCGGCGGCGGCGGCGGGCGAGAGCGAACCCGGGGCCGGGGCUGGGGCCGGGGCCGCGGCUGGAGCCGGGGCCGGGGCUGGGGCCGCGGCCGAGCAGGGACAGAGCGGGGUCGCCGCGCCCUUCCAGCCCCCCGAGGGCGGCUUCGGCUGGGUGGUGGUCUUCGCCGCCGCCUGGUGCAACGGCUCCAUCUUCGGCAUCCACAACUCCUUCGGGAUCCUCUACAUGAUGCUGCAGAGCGACCUGGGCGAGGGGGAGAAGGACCCGGCGCUAGAGUUUAAAACAGCAUGGGUCGGCUCCCUGGCCAUGGGGAUGAUUUUUUUCUGCUCUCCCAUCGUCAGCAUCUUCACCGACCGGAUCGGCUGCAGGACCACGGCGGCCAUGGGAGCUACCAUCGCCUUCAUCGGGCUCCUCUCCAGCUCCUUCACCAAGUCCCUGGAAGUUCGUUAUUUCACCUAUGGGAUCCUCUUUGGCUGUGGCAGCUCCUUCGCCUUCCAGCCCUCGCUGGUCAUCCUCGGGCACUACUUCAAGCGCCGCCUGGGCCUGGCCAACGGCAUCGUGGCUGGGGGCAGCUGCCUCAUCUCCGUGCCGCUCCCCUUCUUCCUGAAGAUGGUCGGGGGUGCCAUCGGGCUGGCACACACCUUCCAAGUACUCAGUGCCUUAAUGCUCAUCCAGAUCUUCUUGUCCAUGACCUACCGGCCCAUCCUGACGCCUUCUUGUGACUCUCAGCACGACGGGCACGACAAGCUGGGCAGCCGGAGCAUGAGGCAGCAGUGCUGGGCCCAGACCCGCAAGUAUUUCAACCUGAGGGUUUUCCGGAGAAAGACCUAUCGGAUUUGGGCCUUUGGGAUCGCUACUGCUGUCCUGGGAUACCUCGUACCUUACAUGAACCUGGUCAAAUAUGUGGAGAAGCGAUUUCAGGAAACCAAGAAGGACUGGAUCCUCCUGGUUUGCAUCGGGGCCAUGUCAGGGCUGGGGCGCUUGGUUUCGGGCCGCAUUGGCGACUGCAUUCCUGGGCUGAAGAAGAUUUACCUGCAGGUCGCGUCCUUCAUGCUGUUGGGUCUCCUGUGCAUGAUGAUCCCCCAGUGCCGAGGCUUCGAGGGCGUCAUUGUCAUCUGCCUCUUCCUCGGCCUCUGCGACGGCUUCUUCACCACCAUCAUGGCCCCCAUCGCCUUCGAGCUGGUGGGGCCCAUGCAGGCGUCCCAGGCCAUAGGGUACCUCAUGGGGCUGAUGGCCGUGCCCAUGACCGCGGGCACGCCCAUAGCAGGAUACCUCAACGAUUAUUUUGGGAAUUACGACGCGGCCUUUUACUUUGCCGGGGUGCCGCCCAUCAUCGGCGGCCUGGUGCUCUCCGUGGUGCCGCUGGUCCACCAGAGGAUGCUGAAGAAGCAGCGCCUGGAUUCUGGCAAAGACAAGAUGCUGGUGUCGGAGGCGGUGGUGAACGGGGAGCUGCUGCCGGGCUGCCCAGCCUCCGAAGCGCACAUGUGACGCCGCUGCCGGCUCUCCCCGGGACACCAGCAGCCUCUCCAUAGCCCCAGCACAGGCCCUUUCCCAGACGGACCGGAAUUCCCAGUGAUCGCAGAUGCACUAUGUUUGUAAAGGAGAAAACACAAAAAGUUCUUCUAGUUAAAGGCUUUUAACUAGCAGAAAUGCUCUUUUUUUUUUUUUUUUUAUGGCACAGUUUUGAUUUCAAAGCCAUCUUUUUUUUUUUUUUUUUUUUUUUCCCCCCUUCUAACCAUUCUUCUAAGGAGAACUCUCACCAGGAUUCAAACUUGAUCGAGCUCCCGCUCCUCUCCCUGGUUUUCUAUACGUCAUGACAGAGGUUUACAACAAAUAAAUGCCUUUUCCAAGCAGGCCACGGAUGGAACUUGUUGAACCUUGCAGCUGUCCAUCCUCCUCCUCCUCCAGUGUCACUUGGGUGUCACAUCCAAGUGAGACAGCCCCUUCCCCGUCCAGCACCUGGGGCUGUUUUGGAGCCAGAGAUCCGAAGGAGGAAACGCUGCUUUAGUCUGAUGCACAAACCAAAUAAAUGUCAGCGAGUCCCGCUUUCAUCUUCUUCUUUCCUCCUUUCCCGCUGCUCUCCCACACCCCCAGGGAGCUGCAGCUGGGAUGACAGGGAGCUGGGCUGGCUCCAGCCAUCGGAGUCACGCGGGAGCACAACCUUCCUGCAAAAUAUGCCUUAAAAACGCGUGGAUGAGACCAGCAGGUCCCUUGGCCGCUUUCCACCUCCGUUUUCCCACCCAGCAAUUAACGACUGGGCUUUUGAGCUGCGAAAGAGAGGGGCAGCUCCUUGCACAGCCCACAGUGCCUGGCUCCGUGGGGCCAAAUCCGUGGGAUCGCCACCAAAAUGAGCAGCUUGGUGGCUUUGAGGCACGCAGGGCUGGGACAGAGCCCCCUGUGUCACGGAUCAUGCUGGGACGUGGCUUCCCUGCUGGGCUCAGGGGCACCCAUGUGUGUGGGGAUGCUGCUGGCUCAGGGCACAGGGUGCCACUGCUGUUUUUGGGGGCCAGUUGUGUAUUAUUCAGCAAUAAGCAUGAGUCAGUGCUGGUGGGGAAUCCCACUUUUCCAAAGGGUUGGACAGUCCCAGUAGCAUUUUACUCGUAGCCCGUGUGUUGUCGCUGAGCUGGUGCAGGGUCAGUGCUGACCCAGGUGGAGAGGGAGAGAGUGUGAGGAAAUCACACAGCCGGUGGGUACCCACCACACUGAGGGGCAGCAGAGCUCAGCCUCAGGCAGGAAUCUAUCAGUGCCCACAGAUAAUUGUAGAAAUUCAAAUUGCCCAGAGAAGCUGUGACUGCUCCAUCCCUGGAAGUGCUCCAGGCCAGGUUGGACAGGGCUGGGAGCAACCUGGGAUAGUGGAAGGUGUCCCUGCCCAUGGCAAGAGGCUGGAAUGAGUGAGCUUUAAGGUCCAUUCCAACCCAAACCAUUCCAUGAUUCUAUGAUCAUCUCCAGGGAUGGCUAAUGAGCGUGGCUAAUGAGUGAGAAGGGAAGUUCUCCUGCCCUGGUGGGUCCCUGUGUGAACAAGGACAGCUGGGACUGGGGUACCUUUUCCUGGGAGAGAGCAAGAAACAAAACUCACAUUUAUCCUGACUGCAAACCCAUCCUUCAUCAGAUUUUCAUUUUGUUCACGUGUUCACUAAAAAGCUGAGAUGUCUGAAGAGGGAUGUGUGGCAUGGGAAUCAUCCCUUGGUCUCGGGGCGAGUGUGGGGGUUUGUAACACCAGGACAUGUCUUUGCUGUGGAAAUCUGGGCUCAGUGGAGGCCCCACCCACGGGCAGCAGUGGGACUUUUGUACAUAAUAGGCUCAGGACCCUGCAUGUCCCUCUGGCCCUGUUUUUAACCCCUGUUGGCUGAUGCAUUUGUAAGGUCUUGUGGUCUUGUGGCCCUUCUGUCCCCGUACGAGCUGGAAAAUUACCUUGUGUGUUGUGACGUGUCUGUUUAUGAUAUAAAAUGAGAUGUCUACCUGUCUCUUUCUUGGAUGUGCUUUUCCAUGACUGUUCCUACCCUUCAUGGCCUGCAUCACGUUGUCUGCUGUGGCUCUGCUGAGUUUUGGGAGCCACGGGAGGCAGAUGAAGCUGCAGGAGGAGGCAGGGCUUGAGACACAGAACCCCAGCUCCAGCUGGGAUCUGCCAGACUUAGCCCAGGGCAGGACGUUAAUGUGGUGCUUUUUGGGUGGGAGCCUUGGCAGUGGGGCAGCUUCAAAGCCCUCUGACAGCUGAAGGGAAUAAAAAAACUCCUCCUUGUAACUCCUCCUGCGAGUUUUGGGGCAUUAAUUCACAUUGGAGUUUGAUGAAGUUCACGAAAUCAUAUUUUGGACCUUAAUGCCCCCCAAAGGAGAGAUUAGGAGAGAUUUAAAUUCCAAUAGUAGUUUCUUCAGAGCAAGCAGAGCAUAAGCAGAGCUGUCUCCAAGCCCCAUCUGGGCUGAGGGAGCAGCUGCACAGCAGAGCCCACUGAUGGCUGCACCCAGACGUUGUGGGGCAAAGCCUCCCUGGCUCCUAAGGGGAUUUAUGGUUCAAAUCCCAAAUUUCUACAGAAUUCCACUUGCCUUAACUGCUCCAUAUGCCUGCAAAGGUCCUUGCCCUGGGAGGAGCCUGCAAGGGGUGCUUAGCCCUGCAGAGGCAUCAGAGCAGCUGUGUCAGCCCAGGAGAGGUGCUGGUACCCACAUCUGCCCCUCCUAAAUUUUGAUCUUUCCCCAUGGUUUUUAUUAUUGACCCUCCAGGAGACAGGAGAUCCUAUCCCAUACCAGCCUUCCAAAACCACACUCAGUAUCUUUGUCUAGUCGAAAUCCUGCCCUUGGUGGACACAAGGACAAAUUCUGCAGAGGGGAAGGCAGGUUUGGACAACAGCCAUGAAAGGUCUCCUCAUCAGCAAAUACAGAUGGGAAUGGGAAGGACAAAGGCUGGAGCAGUGUCAACAUACAGGGAGCAUUUGGGGCUUGUUUGUCAGAUUGUGCUGCUGCUGCUGUGGGUCUAGUUUGGUUUUUUUUGAAUACCAGGCAGUUUGCAAGAAUUCCUGCAUGUGAGAGGUGGGAUUUUGUGAUUGGAGCUCCCAUGAAACAAGGAGGGGUUGCACUGCUCCCCAAAAGGUCCUUUCAGCCUGUGGUGGUCUGGUGGUGACGCCAAAUGUGUCCCCAAGUGCUGCAAAAAUCUUCGUCCCAAAGGCCCUCCUGUUCCAUCAGGGUCAUUUUGUCCUAGCCCAGCACAUCCACAUCCCCUCUGGGGCUGCCUUUUACUCACUUUUCUAAUUAAGAACCCAACCUUCUCCCUGCCCUGCGAGUGCCAGGCUGUGAUUCCUGCCCCUCUCCCUUGCUCUGGGAAGGGAAGGGGGAGCCCAGCACUCCAGACUCGGCCAGUUUUGGGAGCCAGCAAGGGAAGAGGAGUGGGCUGAACCCCUUGGGUGGGAAAGGGGUGAAAGGGAGAGGGGAGAGCCCCACUUCACCCCAUGGUUGGGGUGUUUGCAGAGCUGCAGAGCCUUAUGUAAGUGUGCAGUGAGUACAGGACGUGUCCCAGCAGCGCCUGCUCGGGGCUGGGCUGGGGCUGCCUCUUAAAUCUUUACCUUAAGGGUGUUCAAAACCAACUUGUUUUCUUUUUUUCUUUCUUUCUUUUUUUUUUUUUUUUUUUCCUUCUACUGCAGGGUGAGGCCUCGGGUUUAACUCCUCUUGCUCUGGCUGAGGGGAUGGAGGGGGACAGCUGAGCUGGAAGGACUCCAGGGAUGGUUGUGUUUGUGAUGGGAAGGGUAGCAGGGCUUUGAGAGCUGCCUGGGAACUGCCAUGAUUCAUGGCUUAGAGCUUUUUUCAGUUCUGAAACAAUAUGCAGGAGCUGCUCCACUGUAGCUUGCCCUGCCCUGAGGUCUUGCAGCCAGGCAAACACAAGUUUCAAAGUCACAGAGCUUAAAUUUAUCAAAUUCUGGCCUCUCUCCGGCUGGGGUUGAGGUUUCCUAACAUUUCUCUGCUGUGGAAGCUGUGGGAAGGCCACAUCCUAAUUGCCAGCCAAGCACAGGGCUUUUGCAGGUCUUCUGUGGUACCCUGGGGUUUGGGAACCCCCAAUUUCAGGAGGUUUUGGCUCUGCCUCCCACUGUGGUGGUGCUUUGGGGCAGAACUCGAGGAGCUUCAUCACCCCCUGGGCUGAGCUGCCUGGAGGAGCCAGCAGGGAGGUGGCCAGCAGCUGGGCAAGGACAUUCCUGCCUUUCCCUGGCAGUGCCAUGGGAAUGUUCUGCGUGGCAGCAGAGGCUCUCUUUGGUACGUGGGUGCCAAGAGCAAUUUGCUCUGGGCAGCCUGAUUUGGUGCUGAGGAUCUCAGCUGCUCUGCAUUUGAACCCUGGCCGACACUUGCAUCUAUAAGUGGCCAUUUAAUCCUCACCUGGAUCAAGGUGAGCAGGGAUCAAAUCCUCUGAAUGCAGGGGGACAGAUCCAGCUGAGACUUCUGCUGUCUCUCCAUUCUCCACAAACCUGGCUUUUGUGUGCUCCUGCACCCCACAGUUUUGUUUGGGGUCACCUUGAUUAUUUUAGCUUCAAUUAUUUCCAUGCUGGCAGAGUCUGCUUCUCCUUUUCCAGCUGGGAGCAGAAAACUGGGAUGACUUUGAAAGCCAAGGCAAGCAGAGCAGCCCCUUCCCUCCACCUUUAUGCCACCAAACAUGGACUUGAGCAGCUCUUUUGGUGCUUACAAACCACCCUCGUACCCUCUGGGGACAAUGAUUGACAAGUGCUCCUUAAAUCCUCCUCCAAGGUGCUCUGAGUAACUCCAGGCAUGGAACUGGCACAGAGAGGGGCUCCUUGGGCAAGUAACAAACCAAAAUAAAGCUGUUUCCUUUCUUUUUGAGAGCCCUUGGCAGGAAAGCAAAAGCAGAGGUGGAUGGAGCUCUGAGAGGGUUUGGGUCUGCAGGGGUGACCCUGUGUGAUUGCUUUGGGUUCUUUAUCUGCCUGGCAUGGCCACUGUGUGGACUUGAGCCCUGCUGACAGGGAGGUUAUCACUGGCCUUUGGUGGGACCACAGCCCCUGUUCGGGGUGGACUUUGUAGUUUUAUUUCUGUAAAUAUUUUGCCGUGCCCUCAGCGCUCCCCUCAAGGCCAGACCCGCGGGUGUCCCCGCGUCCCCUCUUCCCGUAAACCUCGGUGAUGAAACCCUGCAGGUGCAGGGCUGGGAUUCACCUUCCCAGCCGAGAGGAAAGACACAAAAUCCCUCCUGUUUUCUGCAAAACAUGGCUUUGGAGGGGGCUCUGUACCUCCAAGCUUCCUCCUCUUUUUGUACCCUUCUCCCCAAGGCUCACCCUGCACCCUCCUGUGCCCGGCCCAGCAAGCACAGCCCCUCCUGCAGCAUUAGAGACAAGAUCUGGGGGCUGUUUCACCAAGGAAUUCAGCUCUUUUUUAGUCCUUUCUGUAGAUUUUUAAUCGUGGUGUGUCAGAUGAGUUGUUUACUGCAGUUUCUGCACUGAGGUGAUGCUCCCCUUCUGGUGGGCCAUGGCCAAAUUGCCUAAACCCUGCUGGGAUUUGGCUCCCGAGCGCGUUCAAGCCAAUCCUUUCGGGAAAGAACACGACUUCUCCAGGCCUGAACUUUCCCAGCAUAUCCUGUUUCAUCCAUUUCAACCCGUUAGAGCCAGAGGCAGGAUUGUUCUGGGGAGGCUGAGGGCAAUUAGGAAAUUACCCCGCUCCCCCUCCCCUGCCCUGAAAUCCAGCAGGACAAAGCCAAAUAUUUGCUUUUGGAUGGGUGGAUUUUGGAGCUGGCUCCACAUAAGAGCACUGGGGUGGAGGUUUGAAUUUUGGCCGUUUUGGGAAAUUGUUUUUUGAAGCAGGACCUCCAAGCUUGCUGCCAUCACCCCGCUCAGCAGAUUCCAAAGUCACAGCUGGCAUUUGCUCCCUUCUUGAUGGAAAACAUUCUGCCCGUGGCUUUUUUGGGGUGGGAUGAACCCUCUCCAUGUCUGUACCCACUAGAAAGACUCAAUAAAAGGCUGCAGCACCGUUGGUAGCUUUGCAAUCCUGUUUUUUUCUGCUGUGCUCCAGGCUCUGAGAUUUUUUUUUGUGCUGUUUGUUGCUCUGAGAUUGGUCCUGGGAGGUGCCCAGGCCUGCUGGGCACCCUGGGCAGAGCAG
Poecile atricapillus (Black-capped chickadee) is the source of this 7653-nucleotide messenger RNA. It is a transcript of the gene SLC16A2, whose product is annotated as solute carrier family 16 member 2. Lineage: Eukaryota; Metazoa; Chordata; Aves; Passeriformes; Paridae. Gene Ontology annotation, biological process: transmembrane transport. The transcript is spliced from 6 exons. Bases 1 to 1566 code for a protein of 521 amino acids. Gene Ontology annotation, molecular function: monocarboxylic acid transmembrane transporter activity; thyroid hormone transmembrane transporter activity. The record is from RefSeq and is a predicted model, not a curated record.